GGCCAAGUCCAGCAUAAACUAAAAGAACCGGCAGGAGGGGAACCGAAAUCCAAAUUGAAGCAAACCGUUGUCAAAGAAAAAGUUGAAGCAAAGCCCGGGGAGGAUCGGAGGGAGAGAGAGAGAGAGAGCGCAUAAGGAAAACUGGAAAAGGAAAGAGUUUAUUCUUCACAGUGAAGAAGAGUGAGGUGGAGACUGGAUUCCGUUUCCGUAUCAAUCGAUUUAUAAGAGCUAAAAAGUGAAGCGAAGGGUGAGAAGGCACAGCCACAAGUUCACCGUUGAACCCUGUCGGCCACAAUCAACAAUCAUUCAACACCGAUAGUGAUGGAGAGUGCUUUUGCGAGUGCUUCUGCCAUUACAGACCAGAGGCAAAAGAUAGAGCAGUACAAGCACAUCCUUUCUACCGUUAUUUCUUCCAAUGACAUUGUUCAAGCUAGGAGAUUUAUUGACCACAUGUUGUCGGAUGAUGUCCCAUUAGUAGUGUCACGGCAGCUGUUACAAACUUUUGCUCAAGAAUUGGGAAGAUUACAGCCGGAGACACAGAAAGAGAUUGCCCAUUACACCCUUGCGCAGAUUCAGCCUCGUGUUGUGUCUUUCGAAGAGCAGGUUUUAGUUAUUAGAGAGAAGCUUGCAGAGCUUUAUGAAUCUGAGGAACAAUGGUCAAAAGCAGCUCAAAUGCUCAGUGGCAUUGAUCUGGAUUCAGGAAUGAGGGUUAUUGAUGAUAAAUUCAGGUUGUCAAAGUGUGUCCAAAUUGCCCGCUUAUACCUUGAGGAUGAUGAUGCUUUCAAUGCUGAAGCUUUUAUUAAUAAAGCAUCAUUUUUGGUUAGCAAUAGCCAGCAUGAAGCACUGAAUUUGCAGUAUAAGGUAUGCUAUGCAAGGAUCUUAGAUUUGAAGAGGAAAUUCUUGGAAGCAGCUUUGCGAUAUUAUGAUAUAUCUCAAAUUGAGAAAAGGCAAAUAGGGGAUGAGGAGAUCAAUGAGGAAGCCCUUGAGCAAGCUUUAUCUGCUGCUGUUACAUGCACAAUAUUGGCAGCUGCAGGACCGCAACGUUCACGUGUUCUUGCAACAUUGUACAAGGAUGAACGGUGUUCAAAGUUAAAGAUCUAUCCAAUACUGCAGAAGGUGUAUUUGGAGAGAAUUCUUAGAAAGCCCGAAAUUGAUGCAUUUUCAGAAGAAUUGAAACCACAUCAGAAAGCUCUUCUUCCAGAUAAUUUCACUGUGCUGGACCGUGCUAUGAUUGAACAUAACCUUCUGAGUGCAAGCAAACUGUAUACCAAUAUAAGCUUUGAUGAGCUAGGGACGCUUUUGGGGAUCCCACCUCACAAGGCCGAGAAGAUAGCAUCAAGAAUGAUUUAUGAGGAUAGGAUGAGGGGGUCUAUUGAUCAGGUUGAAGCUGUUAUACAUUUUGAUGAUGAUACUGAAGAGUUGCAACGAUGGGACCAGCAGAUUAUGGGUCUUUGUCAGUCUCUCAACGAUGUUUUGGAUAGCAUGGCCAAGAAGGGGUACCCAGUGCCUGUUUAAUUAAUGUGGAUGAUUCACAAUUUCUUUGUUUAUACAUUCUUACUAAAACAUCUUGUUCUCCCCCCUUCAAUUUUUUUUUGGCGAACUUCACUAUAACAAACAACCACAUUAAUUUCGUUAACUACAGGCAUAUUUGGUUCGCUGCUUCA
Arachis duranensis is the source of this 1664-nucleotide messenger RNA. Its product is annotated as COP9 signalosome complex subunit 4. The coding region runs from base 322 to 1515 and encodes 397 amino acids. The record is from RefSeq and is a predicted model, not a curated record. The transcript has 15 exons. NCBI's taxonomy places the organism in Eukaryota, Viridiplantae, Streptophyta, Magnoliopsida, Fabales, Fabaceae. Gene Ontology annotation, cellular component: COP9 signalosome; cytosol.